Messenger RNA from Lethenteron reissneri (Far Eastern brook lamprey), 2291 nucleotides. RefSeq lists its product as uncharacterized. The record is from RefSeq and is a predicted model, not a curated record. Gene Ontology annotation, molecular function: protein binding. Lineage: Eukaryota; Metazoa; Chordata; Hyperoartia; Petromyzontiformes; Petromyzontidae.
UCAACUUUGCAUCUUGGAAUUUGUACUGAAACGUGAAGUUAACGCAUUUCACAAUAAGCGCAAUGGCCGUUUAUUUACUUACACUUUUCAUCUAUUUGCUGCAAGUAAACGGACUUGGAGCGAGCAAUUUGGACACUGCCAUCUCUGUGGAAGUUGGAGACAGGGCCUGGCUGCCGUGUGGCCCAGAUGUCGGCAAGGAGCCAGGCAGCGUGGUCUGGUUCAAGACGACACAAGGAGACAGCAGCCCACCGGUGCCUGUGGUCGUGUGCUCUGUGGACAGAGCCCUUUUGCUCUCUUGUGAGAGUGACGAGGGGACAUCAGCCAGACACGCGACGUACUCCUGCUCCAGAAACCAUGACCUAAACAUAAGGAACGCGGAGGUCUCUGACUCGGGCACGUACAGAUGUGCUGCUGCAGCCUCCCUUGCUGAAUAUUCGUGCAAAAAUGCAACAACCAUGGAUGACUGGAAUGUGUUGAGUCACACAUGGCUUGAACACAAUAACCAACUGAGUACGAGUGUAAGAUUAACUGUGAUGGCUUUGGUGGAGAAGACUUACACCAUAAAGGUGCACACAGGAGAUUUGUUGCAUGCUGGAACAGAUUCUCGUGUUUUCAUUUUUAUAAAUGGAAGCAAAAAUAACUUGGAAGCUGAGCUUUUAAACUCAUCAUGUAACUGUUUUGAACAAAAUCAGAUUGAUUUCUUCACGAUAAAAACGAAAGAUCUUGGAUGCAUAACGGAAUUUAAUUUAUCUCAUAACCAACGUGGACUGGCUUCCGAUUGGUACCUUGACUCAAUUGAUGUUUACGAGGGACACAAUCAUUACAAGUAUGAAUUGAAAGAAUGGGUCGAUGGCUCAAGAAAAAUUAGACUCCGCUUAAAGGACGCUCGUGAAGCACAAAAUUGUCAAGUUUCUGCAAGUGAAGGCUCCAGAGAAACAAGUUGUCUUCAUGGCCAUGAGGAUAUCAUAUCCAGAAAAUUCACUCGGAGUGAGACUGUUUGCUAUAUAAACGGACCUGCCAAGCCUGCUGCAGACAUGUUCUGUGUCUAUGAAAAUAUGUAGGUCACAUUCGCAUCAAGAAUGGGCCGCUCAUCCUGCAACCGAGUGGACAAGUGGCGGAGUCACACGCGCUCCUGAUGAACGAACACAAGUGUGUGGAUUACAAAUGUUUUGCCUUCACAGGAAUUCACAUUCAAUUCCAAACAUGAAAACACCUGCCAAUAAUAUAUAGCCAUAUAGAAGGUUGCAAAGCAAUAGGAAUAUCGCUUAAUUAGAAUCAUACAAUAUUAUAUGCACGCUUGUUUGUAGUCAUUAAAACACAAUUAAUGGAAACACAAAUACAACACAUAUAUUUCUAAUAUGCACCAUAUUUUGUAGAAUCCAUCUUAUUGUUGAAAAGGUCUGGUGCUGAAUUGGGAGGCUAUCCCUUGACUGCACUUGGACAUCAAUCAGCCUCCUAUUGUAUCUGUGCCAGAUGGAAAACCCUCCAGUACAGCCAUGGAAAGCUUAUUCAACGACCUGGUUAAAGAAGUGUAGGGGCCAGGGGACAUCCCUGUCGCACCCCAAGGUGAAUAGAAAAUGAAUCUGAUUCCCAGCGACGCAGCGUGCCAUCAUGAGGGUCACAAUUACAGACUGUCGUAGAUAUACCCCAAUGUAAAAAAAAUCCUUUUCGGUGUUAACGAUUUAAAUACUAAAUGUCUCAAUACUAAUCCCAAUAAUAAGGAGAAUUACAAUUGAUUAGUUAACGGAUAUUUGAAAUGUCAAUGUUAUUUUGUUAAGGUAGCAUGGCACCACAGACAGGAAUAUAACUUGACUUGAGAGCUGUAACAAUGUGAACCCUGUAGGAAGAGCACUUUACAUUGAUGGCUAAGCUGGAGAGGCCCAAUUCAGUGCAUGAGGUCUGGAAAGGUAAUAAAUACAUAAACUACCUUUAUCUCUGACAAAAGGAUAGACUGAUGAAUCUUGAUUUGAAGCUUUCGUGACUGCAGGAAUCCAUACUCUUUGGUUCUUUCGGUAAAGUCACGUAGUUAGAAAUAAAAUAAAACAUCACGACGUUUCGAUCGCAACACAAGCGGUCAUCAUCAGCAAAGGAGUCAGCCUCUAAAAGCAAACUGUUUAUAAAGGUUUGGGGAUGGGCGUAGCCCAAGUGUAUCAACAGCACCAAGAGCAUGGGCGGUGCACGAGUUCCAAUGCAGCAACAAUGCCAAUGCAGCAACAAUGCCAAUGCAGCAACAAUGCCAAUGCAGUGGGCGAGAGAGCUGCCGUGGCAAGAGGUUAUAUAGGUAAGAAAGG